AUGGAUUUUAUUAGAUUAGAAGUCUCGACUUGCAGGAUACUGGCUAUUCAAAAGAACCAAUCAACAUUUAAUCAAUCAUCAAUUAUUCUUAUUCGCUUUUAUGCUAAUCAUUAUUUGCUAAUUGCCCAUACAAUUAAAUGUGAUGAAAGAAAUCAUAAACAUUUAAUAUUUAUUAUUCUAGAUCGAUGUUUUUUCAUUUCCGGUAAUCUAAGCAAUGUUAAAAAAACUAUGGCACCACAUGACUUUGUUGAAAUUCGACUUGUAUGUAAAGCUGAUUAUCUUGACCCACAAUUAAAAAUAAAACUACAUGAAAUUAAAGAUAAAUUAAGAGAAAUACUUCACACUGGUCGAAGAAGAUUUGCAUUAAAAAAAGUGCAGCCGUGGAAUAGUGUUAAAGUUACUCUUGAUAUUCCGAAAGAGGCAGCUGAUCGUUUACAUUUACUUGCUAUACAAGGAAAUGUACGCCUCAUCGAACUCGGAAUACUCAGUGUGGAAAUUGUUGGACAAUCGAAUGCUAUUGUAGUUAAUAGCAAUAAUAAUAACAAUAAUAAUAAUGCAUCAACAACAACUAAUCCAACAACAACGAACAGUAAAGAUUUAUCUACGUCAUCAUCAUCAUCAUCAACAACAGCAACAACUACAAAAAUUCCGAUUGAUUCUCUUGAAUCAACUGUUUCACCAUCUUCAAUAAAUAAUUUUUCAUAUGAUAAUAAAACAGAUGAUCAUAGACAUAAACGUGUAAAAUUAGAAAACGGUAGUGAUCAACAAAAUUAUUCGAAUUUAAAUAAUUAUUCAUAUAAAUCUUCUUCAACUACUGUUAAUCUCAUGCAACCACCACCGAUAAUUGGACAUCCUAUUGGUCAUUAUAUAUCACAACAACAACAAAAUCCACAAAUUCUUCAUCGACAACCAUCAACAUCAACGAAUAAUUAUGGGCGAUUAACAUAUCCAAACAGUGGCAAACCUCCCCCUCCUCCUCCUCAUCCAUAUCAGACUUCAUCACCAAUGGAUAAUAAUAAUACAACAUUAUCAAAUGGUAUUGGUAAUGAUAUCCAUAAUUAUCAUCAUCAUGAUUCUUGGUCAACAUAUGUUGAUCAUUCAAAUAAUUAUAAAAUGAAAGUUAAUGGCGUAUUAUCAAAUCAUUAUUAUCCUCAACAACAACAAUUAAAUCUAUCGGAUAGUUCGUCAUCAUCAUCAUCGAAUAUUUAUUGUACACAACAACAAACACAAUAUGAUAUGAGAAGAUGUGAGACAAGUCUAACACAAAUGACAACAUCAGCAACAAAUAUACAAAAUUCAUAUGAUGGUUCGUCAACUGGUUUAUCAUCUUGA
Messenger RNA from Rotaria sp. Silwood2, 1332 nucleotides. NCBI's taxonomy places the organism in Eukaryota, Metazoa, Rotifera, Eurotatoria, Philodinida, Philodinidae. The record is from the annotation of a GenBank genome assembly.